Messenger RNA from Batrachochytrium dendrobatidis JAM81, 815 nucleotides. RefSeq lists its product as uncharacterized. Gene Ontology annotation, cellular component: Nem1-Spo7 phosphatase complex; cytoplasm. The transcript is spliced from 4 exons. The coding region runs from base 1 to 636 and encodes 211 amino acids. Gene Ontology annotation, molecular function: protein phosphatase regulator activity. The record is from RefSeq and is a predicted model, not a curated record. Lineage: Eukaryota; Fungi; Chytridiomycota; Chytridiomycetes; Rhizophydiales.
AUGCCAAUUACCACGGGCAUGACAGAAUCGUCUAUCAGUGAUGUGGAGCAACCUCAGUCACAGCAGAAGAUAUUUAAAAAGCAGUCAAGUGGUCUAGAUACUAUUUCUCCUGAACGAAGGCUUGGAGAUAGCCUCAACAACGAGCGGUCAUUUCGAGACCUGAUCAUGUUUGAGGAGCGACUGCAGUCCAAUAUGACUCGGAUUCGUGGAGCCACGCUGCGAUGGAAAGUAUUUCUGGUUGCUCUGCUGCUUACACUUUUUGGAUCAGCCUACAUAUUCUACAAUUCAGAGAUUCCUGUAUUUGAACCAAGUACAGAUCCACACUCGGGCACACAACCACAACAUACUCCAUGGAGCGCAUUGGUAUUUAUAUGCUCAUGCUCCAUCACUCUGAUCUUUUUUGCUAGCGGAAUGUACAAAACAAAACUAUUGACGCAAGAAACAUUUGUUGCGCGGUGUAAUAAAACACUCAAGCCUUUCAAUAUGACAUUUCAGGAGUCAAGUGGAAAGAUUGUGUUUAGUCGUAAAGUGCCAAGAGAGUUUCAGGAUGGUAUGCAGGAGUAUCGCGCAUCAUUUUUAAGAAGACGGGAACAGUCUGCUGCUCGACGACGCUCAAGUACGAAAAAGAAGGCCUGAUUUUGUGUUUUAUCAAUACCCUUUUAUUAGAUAUCCACUACACAAUUCUUUAUAAACACCUUGACUCACUAGGUUGGCUUUGGCUGAUAUUUGUAGUUUAUCUUUUACAGCCAUAUUCACGUAAAAUGGAACACCUAUAUUUAUUUUGCAGUCACUCUGUAUUCUACUUUGGAAUAAAC